ACGAGUCGCGCACAUGUACAACAAAAAAUGAAGGCCAUGCUUUUGCUCCUCUUCAUCAUUUGGUUUGCAGAUGCAGAGCUGAAACCCAGGAAAGGCUCUGCGGUGGUAUGUACUUUUAAAGACAAGACAUUCAGCCCAGGAGACAGCUGGCAUCCCUAUCUGGAGCCACUUGGAUUUAUGUUCUGCAUGCGCUGCCUCUGCACUGAGAUAGGCCAUGUGAAAUGUAACACAAUCAAGUGCCCGGCUCUGUCCUGUGAGAACCCAGUGGCUGUGCCUCAGCAGUGUUGUCCGAGGUGCACAGACGGGCCCAGGAUCCCUGCAGGCCUGAGAGCAUCAGUGAAGUCCUGCAGGCACAAUGGGAGUAUUUAUCAGCCGGGGGAGACCUUCACCAAGGUCGACCUCUUUCCAUCCAAGCAGAGCAACCAGUGUGCCAUGUGCUCGUGCUCCAAUGGAAAUAUCUUCUGUGCUCUGAAAACGUGCCAACCAAUCACCUGCUCCUCUCCAGUGUCAGUUCCAGAUACCUGCUGUUUGGUGUGUAAAGAUCACGGCACCAGUGGGUCCUCAUCAACUGAGGAUGGAAACCAGCAGCUGAACAGAGGCGUCAGGCACUCAGUCGACCAGUGUCCUGCCGAGCCGAGCAAGGUGCGGUCGGACCGUGCCACUCCGCCCAGGGUCAGGACUUCUCCCAGAGGCCUGAGCCUGAGUAAACUCAACCUCAAAGGGGCUUCGGGGACCACUGUGAAGAUUCUGUUGCAGAGGAAACAACAAAGAGCGUGUUUAUACAAUGGCAAGACGUACUCGCAUGGAGACAUGUGGCACCCAGUUCUGGGGAGGGUCCUGGAAUGCAUCCUGUGCACUUGCACUGAUGGCAUCCAGGACUGCAAGCGCAUCACGUGUCCCGGCCAGUAUCCAUGCCAACAUCCAAUGAAGUCAGCGGGACAGUGCUGCAAGACUUGUCCAGAGACCAAAGCUGAAAGUAACCGCACCCUGUGUUAUCCUGGAUUUAAAUACAGCGUCUUGGUGUAUAAAGUCGAAUCAUCUCUGAGACUCGACUCGUCCCACACGGUCAGGAUCAUCGCUGCCGAGAGAAAACGAACUGCUGAAGUUGAAGUGCAAGCAUGGAAGACUGACGGAGGUGUUUUGAAAGUAUUGGAUAUUGGGGACAGUCAAAGAAAACACAUCAUGGAUCAUCCAGAAAAUUACACAAUGCUCGCGACGCUCGAUGAAGACACAUGGAGUAAAUUCAAAGAGGAGCGAGGAAACCUGACGAAAGCUCCUCAGACCACGAUUUGUGGAGACGGGAUUCGGGAGGUGAUGACGUUCAUCAACCCCGCUCAGACUGAAGGCCUGUGUUCACCCUGAUGCCCACUCUUUGUGCCGAUGCUCCACAUAAGCACAUGGUUGAUAUACAUACUUCCUGUCAUGCAUGUUGCACUUGGAUCCUGAAACCUUCCCAUUGUAAUGCUGGAGAUUCUAGUUAUGAUAUUGUUGCUCAUCAGUUAAUUCAGACAUCAUUGUGCAUCAUGUUGGAACCAUCGCAUAUUUGCAUUUUUUUGAUUAUUAGGCUGCAAAACUAUUGGAAAUGCCAAAUUCUGAAAUGUUUAAAUAUAAAUACUUCAAGAAUAAUGGCCUAAUAUUAUGAGGAUUAAGUCGUAAUUUAACGAGAAAACUUUAGAAAAAUGUUUAUCUCAUUCUCCACAUUCCUUGUUUUAACACAGCUGGUCUUCUGAUAUGCCCCUUCUUUGACAUUUGGUCUAAGAUUACGACUUUAUUCUUGUUAAUUCACAACUUUUUUUUCUCAUAACAUCACAACUUUAUUCUCGAAAUAUUUUGAUUUUAUUCUCAUAAUAUUGCAGCUUCAUUCUUGUAAUAUAACAAUUUUACUCUCGAAAUCGCGAAAAUGUCGCCCUUUAAGUGGCCCUAAUACGCUGUCAUGUAAAACACAUAUAAAUAUAAUUUGUAUUUCAGAAUAUGCUGGGGCAAGCUGCCAUGUUCUGAUUAGAAUGUAAAGGGUCUAUGUAUGAUCAGUAUACUGUAUUUAUUGUAAAUAUUGAGGGUUUUUUGGCACCUUAUUUAAAGCGUUUUGGUUCUUGUAUGAUUUCUGUAAAUACAGUACAUGUGUUUGGUUGAAUGUUGUCGUUUUUCCCGCCUUGCAUGAAUUAGCAAGAGGCAUCGCAUUGUGGUAAAUGCACAGUUUUAUCCAAACAGUGGUUUGUUAUCACAGCCUAAAGACAUCUUACAACUCCACAUGCCAGAACUAUUUCAAUUUUAAGUGGCCAUUGUUGAUGUAGCUGAAUUCACUCUGUACCCGCCCCCCCUCACAAUUUGAACCCAUAAAGUUUUUUCU
Molecule: messenger RNA, 2347 nt
Organism: Platichthys flesus (European flounder)
Lineage: Eukaryota; Metazoa; Chordata; Actinopteri; Pleuronectiformes; Pleuronectidae
Gene: chrdl2
Product: chordin-like 2
Exons: 11
Coding region: 28-1362 (444 amino acids)
Molecular function (GO): protein binding
Source: RefSeq, a predicted model, not a curated record